This is a messenger RNA of Prorocentrum cordatum, 655 nucleotides long. The record is from the annotation of a GenBank genome assembly. Lineage: Eukaryota; Dinophyceae; Prorocentrales; Prorocentraceae.
GACGCCAAGCAGGUGCCGCUCCCCCCUGGCCAGAGCCAAGGCGCACCAGAGCAGCCUCAGACCCGUGGUGCCUCCAGGCCGCCGCCCGCGGGUCACGCUGCUCCGACCAACAUCGCUUCCAUGGAGGUUGCCAAGGCACACCCCAUGUGGGUCGACCCUCCCGCUGCGGCGGCGAAGAGGGCCAAGCACCGUGCUGCCUUGAAGGAGGCAGUGUCUGCGCUGGAAAAGCGCAUCGUGGCACAGAAGGCCCUGCAAGCCGAGAGCCCCCAGCUGGCGCCGCUGGAGCUCGAGCUGAAUGUCUUGCAGUUCGUGUACUUGUUCGCCUACCCUGCCAAGAAGCGGGCGGCGAACCAGCGCUCGUACGUCGAGCGCGCCGAGCGCCGCCUCGAGCAGGCCGAGGCCGAGGAGACCAAGGCCGCCACUGCUCUGCAGGCUGCCACCGUGCAUCGCCAGGCGCUCGCGGCCGGCCUGGAGCAGGCCAGAACGGCGCUGGGCAAGUUCGAGGAGCUUGCGGAGCAGGAGAUCAAGCAGGUGGCCUUCGCGGAGCCAGAGGUCAUCGCCGACUUGCAGAAGUCCCAGUCCGACCUGGUCGCCAACUUCUCGACGCUGGCGGCCACCAUGGCCCAGAUCCAGGGCAGCCUGGCCCUCAUGACAG